AGGACCCACCUCACUAUGGAUGUACCACCCUGGGCAGGGUGUUCUGAGCUCAAUGGGGAUUGGUUUUCUAUUGUCGUGGCCUCUAACAAAAGAGAAAAGAUAGAAGAGAAUGGCAGCAUGAGAGUUUUUAUGCAGCACAUUGAUGUCUUGGAGAAUUCCUUAGGCUUCAAGUUCCGUAUUAAGGAAAAUGGAGAGUGCAGGGAACUAUAUUUGGUUGCCUACAAAACGCCAGAGGAUGGCGAAUAUUUUGUUGAGUAUGACGGAGGGAAUACAUUUACUAUACUUAAGACAGACUAUGACAGAUAUGUCAUGUUUCAUCUCGUUAAUUUCAAGAACGGGGAAACAUUCCAGCUGAUGGAGCUCUACGGUAAAGUAUUUCCACACGGACACUGAUCUUGUGGUGGGAAA
Rattus norvegicus (Norway rat) is the source of this 408-nucleotide messenger RNA. The record is from RefSeq and is a predicted model, not a curated record. Lineage: Eukaryota; Metazoa; Chordata; Mammalia; Rodentia; Muridae.